Cynocephalus volans (Philippine flying lemur) is the source of this 4094-nucleotide messenger RNA. RefSeq names its product ring finger protein 185 (gene RNF185). The transcript is spliced from 7 exons. The record is from RefSeq and is a predicted model, not a curated record. Gene Ontology annotation, biological process: ubiquitin-dependent protein catabolic process. Gene Ontology annotation, molecular function: ubiquitin-like protein conjugating enzyme binding; metal ion binding; ubiquitin protein ligase activity. Bases 991 to 1569 code for a protein of 192 amino acids. Gene Ontology annotation, cellular component: endoplasmic reticulum. Lineage: Eukaryota; Metazoa; Chordata; Mammalia; Dermoptera; Cynocephalidae.
AAGGUGGCAGCGGCAGUCAGUGUUGGGGGGCGGGAGAUCCUGUUCCGCCUUCCUGGGGCUCACGGGCUGCGACACCUGAGCCCAGGGGCCCAGAGACAAGCUCGACCCUGCCCCGGGCCCUCCUGCCCAGAACAGAGGUCGGCAGACAUUGUGUUCUUCCGUCCCAUGAUUACAGAUUGAGUAAACUGAGGCCUUGAGAAAGGGAAGGGCUCCCACGAGCUCUCCUUUCCAAUCAGAGUUCACCCUGACGCCCGUUCUGUCCCCUGUGCGGGGCCGCCUCUCUUUUGUGCGAGUGUAUUUAACGAGUUUGCCCCCAGUGGAGAGGCCGAGGCCGAGCGUGGUGAGCAGAGUUGGGCUGAGAGUAAGAGAACUGGGUUCGACACUUUUCACUAUCGACAGACAGUUGUGCGUUCUGGGUCAAAUCCCUUCCCUGUGCUGGACCUCAUUUGUAAAACGGGGCAGUGUUUCUCAGUAUGGUUCUCACGCCAUCUGCUUUGAAAUCCCCUGGAAUGCCGGCUUUACAGUGUGAAACUCAAAUAAGACAUGUUUAGAAUCUGGGUAGGAACCUGGAAAGCUGCGUUUUGAAGUAUGCCUUGAGGGUCCUAUACAUACUGAUGUUUGAAGCUCAUUGAUCUUAAGUGCCUUCCUGCUGUGAAUACUAGACGUUCAUUCUUCGCUUAGAGGCAGCUGCAGCCAGUUCAGGAACUUUGGAGGAAAUGGCAUGUUUAGCCCAGAAAAGUGAGCACUGGAAGAGAACUGUGCUUAAAAACUGAAAAAAUUGGUAUGGCGAAGAGGGCUUCCACUUCAUCUUUGGGGCUGAAAGAGGCAGAACUAAGACUAAUAGGUGGAUUCUACAGGAAGACAAGUUUUUACUUAAGGGAAGACUCGUCAGAGAUGACCAGCGAUGGAAUGGAUAGCCUCCCGGUCGAAGGAGGUAUACAGGAUUUCCCUGGGGAGAAUCUUCACUCAGAGCUUUGCUGACAGCCAAGGAUGGCAAGCAAAGGGCCCUCAGCCUCUGCAUCCCCUGAGAACUCCAGUGCAGGGGGGCCCAGUGGAAGCAGCAAUGGUGCUGGGGAGAGUGGAGGGCAGGACAGCACCUUCGAGUGUAAUAUCUGCCUGGACACAGCCAAGGACGCCGUCAUCAGCCUCUGCGGUCACCUCUUCUGUUGGCCAUGUUUACAUCAGUGGUUGGAGACCAGACCUAACAGACAGGUAUGCCCAGUUUGCAAAGCCGGCAUCAGCCGAGACAAGGUCAUACCACUCUACGGCCGGGGCAGCACUGGGCAGCAGGACCCCAGAGAGAAGACCCCUCCACGUCCUCAAGGACAGAGACCAGAACCAGAGAACAGAGGGGGAUUUCAAGGAUUUGGAUUUGGAGAUGGUGGCUUCCAGAUGUCUUUUGGAAUUGGGGCAUUUCCCUUUGGGAUAUUUGCCACGGCAUUUAACAUAAAUGAUGGGCGGCCUCCUCCAGCUGUCCCUGGGACACCCCAGUACGUGGAUGAGCAGUUCCUGUCACGCCUCUUCCUGUUCGUGGCCCUCGUGAUCAUGUUCUGGCUUCUGAUUGCCUAAUGAUGGGCUUCUGCCUACAUUCUCGGCAGGGCCUCUGGACUGGUGAUGUGCCACUCCCCACUCCUGUUGUUUGGCUUCCUGGCUGAUGCUGUGACCCCUGGAAUCAGUGGGGUCAGUAAUACGUCAAGGAGUCUUGCUUCUCCAUCAGAGCUUUGGAACUCAAGACCAGUUGGCAAGCACCCCCAAGUGUUGCCACUGCUGUAAACACCCUCCUGUAACAUCAGGCCUUGGUGUUGAGUCCUCUCUUAUGGAUGACACCAUGAAAUUCUGUUCCAGCCAGCUCAGCAGGUCCUGGCUCUGAAAAGGGAAGAGGUGGGAAGGGAGAAACUGUUGGAGUAUAAUUUCAUCUGAGUUCAAUGUUACAAAAACAAAGGGAUGAACCAAAUGGUAUUUAUGGAAACUUACUUUCCAUCUCUUUAAAUACCCCUUAAUAAGUAGCCUCCAAAGACAGUGGGGUUCCUCAUACAGAGAGGUUCCCUUUCCAGAUCCCAGUGCUGCUCUGCCCUCUUGCUUCCUCCCUCCCCCUCCUCUUCCUCAGCCAAGAUGCAAGAAAUUGCUGUUCCAUAAAGAUCAUAAUUGCAGCAGCUGAAGCUAGAGUCACUUCAUGAAUUCACCAGAGACCCAAAGAUCUUUUAUUGGCUCUGGGCUGUGCUCAAUAUCUUUGGCCCCAGAGAGCAGCUUGAAUGACCUGGUUUCCUGGUGUAAAUUGCCCCUGGUGAGACAUUUGGCUUCCCUCAGCUUUCCCAUCAGCUUUUCCCCAUAUAUGUAUCUGUCUCUGUUAGAGGGCAAACAGCUAGACUACUGCUGAGCUGGGACUUCAGUGGGAUUCGAAGCUCUGAUGCAGGAACAACUGAACAAGAAGCCCUGUUUCCUAGGCUGCCAAAGCUCCGAGUGCAUCCUCUUCCAGAACCCACCCAGAGGAAACUGGAGGCUUUGUCAGGUCAGCAGAGCUGCAUGUUGAAGACCACCAUCCUCAGAAGACAAGUUCUUUAUGAAGAGGCAGGGAGAGGGGAGACACACAUGUGACCCUGACUUUAGUAUGGCUUGAUGGAUUCCCCUGAAAACUUCCUAUAUGUAUACUAAAACCAAGGAAGCAUGUUAUUCCCUAAUAGGCAACCCCUGAUGAUUUGUAAAGCCAGAUGGCAGGGCCUAGGGAGCCCCAGCACAAUGAUAUGACGUAGUAUUCCUUUCUGUGAAAUCUAAGGGAAAUUAUUAUUAUUAUUAUUAUUAUUUUUUUUUUUUUUGUCUUUUUCGUGACCGGUACUCAGCCAGUGAGUGCACCGGCCAUUCCUACAUAGGAUCCUAACCCGCAGCGGGAGCGACGCUGCGCUCCCAGCGCCGCACUCUCCCGAGUGCGCCACGGGCUCGGCCCUAAGGGAAAUUAUUCAUCUGAAGCUCUUGAUUUGUUUUUUGAUUUCACAAGCUUCUUUCUCGAAAUCCGAUUGAGGGAAUGUGGUGCCAGGCAAGUAGGUCAGUUCACCUAGUGGAAUGGCGGUUCUUGCUCUGCGUUCCAGGCCUUGUUCUAGAAAUCCAGGCUCUUUCUAGAGACCCCAAAGGUGGGGAAAAAUGGACUUCCUCUGAAGUCCUCUUACUUCAGCAGUCCAUACUGCCCCUGGCUAACCCCCAGCAAUAGCCAACAAGUGGUAGAAAGCGCCACCUAGUGCUUUUUUCCACAUAUGGUUCUGCAUAGUUUGUGGAAACCAAGACCUUGAGGAAGACAAGGAAAGACCUCCUCCCCUCUCCACAGCCCCACCUCUUCUCCUUUGCACCUGUGAAUGCCAGAGUUCAGUGUUUAAACAGACAAAAUAUAAAGUAUUGAGUAGGUGGUUCGUUUGCCGAAUCCACUUGGUAUGAACAAGCUACCAGCUUUACAGUGCGCCUGAUGGAUUUUUAAACAUUCUUGGGCACCUACUCGAGUGCUUUUUUUAUCACCUUCUGGAAAUCCUCAGAGUUGGAGGGGUCCCUGGAGUUCCUCUGGUCUAGAGAGAAUUGGUGGGAUCCCUCAGUACAGUGUCCCCAACUAGUGGAGGGAGAGAGGAAUUCAGUCAUAUGGGUCCAACAGAAAUGGGUCUCCAGAAUAAAGAUUAAAGAAGAGUUAUGGGUAGGAAGAUGAAUCAUUUAGACUGGAGUGAGCCCAAGAAAGCUGCACCAGCAGAGGCAUCCCAGGAACCUGUUAGCAAAGCCAGGUUGGCCAUGUGCGCUUUGAUUUUGAAUCUUAUGGGUCCCUACUUACCGUCUGCCAGGAGCUGGGGCAGGAGAAUCGACUUGGGACUCACCACCCCUCCACAGGCUCACCACCUCACCCCUCUGCCAAGGCAGCUUUCCUCUCUUUUGUGUGUGUUUUCUGUGUUCUCCACCUCCACCCUCCUCCUACCACCCUCCUCCUACCACCCUUGUGGACUAGGACCAGGUCCUGACCACAGUCAGAAAAUGACAAUAUGUACAGUGGCACACCUUGACCAGUCACUAAUUUUCACUGUUGUGAAAGUGAUUUGAUUUAGAAUUAAACAAAUGGUUUUACAUUA